AUGGAUGAGGAUUUCAAGAAAAUGUUCUUCGACAUGAUGAACACGCAGAAUAAAAUUCUUUCUGAGCUUACCAUGGCCCGAUCAAUGUCGACAAGCGCCGUAGGUACAUCAUCGACUGAUGCUCGAAUGGAAUCUCUCGCAAAUUCAAUGACAGAAUUCCAUUACGACCCAGAAUCUAAUCUCACUUUCGAUAAUUGGUAUAGCCGUCAUGAGGAUACUUUUCGGGUCGAUGCAGCCAACCUAAAUGACGCUGCUAAAACACGUCUGCUGCUCCGCAAACUUAGCGAUGCUACUCAUGCGGAGUACAUCAACCACAUUCUCCCGAAAACGACACGAGAUUUUUCGUUCGACGAGUCUGUAACCAAGUUGAAGCAGCUCUUCAGUGCCCAUGCCUCACUAUUUUGCAAGCGAUACAGAUGUCUCACGCUAAGCAAGAAACCCACUGACGAUUUUCAAACCGAAAGGGCAUCGGUGAAAGUUAUUAACCCGACCAAGCAUCCUGAGAAACCAACUGAUUGCAAACCGACACCGAAAUCCCAGUCAUCACACAACAAUAAAAAUCUUCGCAAUAGUGGUGGCAACAAUAUACCAAGGACGCCGUGUUGGAAAUGUGGACAGCUUCAUUACGUGCGUGAGUGCCCAUUCCACGAUCAUCGAUGCCGGGACUGUAAUAACGUUGGGCACAAAGAGGGGUAUUGUCAGUGUGUAUCAUCGAAUCCAGGAAAGAAGAGACACUGGAAACAAAAGUCAUUCCAAACAAAAGGUAUUUAUUCGGUCCGGCAAGUUGCUGCUCGUGAUCGGAGAAAAUACGUCACCGUGCUUAUCAACAACGUAGAAGUAGAGCUCCAGUUGGAUUGUGCUUCGGACAUCAGUCUCAUCACCGAACGCAACUGGGAGCGAAUCGGACGUCCACCAACUAAACUACCGUCACAACAAGCCCGUACUGUUUCAGGCCAGCCGCUGCCGCUCAUCGCAGAAAUUGAUUGUGACGUCAUGCUGAGAGGAGUUCACCGGUCAGGCCUCGACUUCAUCGAACUCUUCGAACUGUGGAACGUCCCCCUGAGCACGGUAUGCAACAACAUCAACGUCGCAACCGAUAAUGUACAGUAUCUGAAAGCAGCGUACCCCGUACUUUUCGCCGAUUCAUUGGGUUGCUGUAAUAAGACAGAAGCUAAAUUGUACUUGAGGCAAGACAUUCAACCAGUUUUCCGCGGCAAAAGACCUGUCCCGUUUGCUGCAUUGGAAUCGAUAGAGACUGAGCUCAACCGAUUAGAAAAGCUGGAAAUUAUUUCACCGGUAGCGUAUUCGGACUGGGCGGCGCCAAUCGUGGCUGUCCGAAAGAAAGCAGUCGACGGUCAACCAUCGAAGCUAAGAGUGUGUGCUGACUAUUCUAUUGGCCUGAACAGUGCCAUUCUGCCCAAUCACCACCCGCUUCCCCUUCCGGAGGAGAUUUUCGCCAAACUAUCCGGCAGUAAAGUACCUGUCGAGAAAGACUUCAGACGAUACCUUACGAUCAACACUCAUCGUGGCUUAUAUGAGUUCAAUCGUCUGCCUCCAGGCGUCAAAUCUGCCCCUGGUACAUUUCAAAGCAUCAUUAAUGCCAUGGUAGCUGGUCUGGAGGGAGUCGAAACCUAUCUCGACGACGUGUUGGUACACGGUAAGAACGCCAAGGAACAUCAAAGCCGUCUCUUGAAGCUUUUGGAUCGCAUUCAGGAGUGGGGCUUCACACUGCGCAUUGAGAAAUGCUCAUUCUUCAUGCCGGAGAUCCGUUAUCUGGGAUUCAUCAUUAACCACCAAGGAGUCCGACCUGACCCAUCGAAGACAGCAGCAAUAUGCAACAUGCCGCCUCCGCACGAUGUGAGCACCUUGCGGUCAUAUCUAGAUGCAAUAAAUGUUUAUGCCAAGUUUGUACGCAGCAUGCAUGACCUUCGACGCCCAUUGGAUGCUCUCCUAAGGAAAGAGUCAAAGUGGGAUUGGAACAAAACUUGCCAGCGCUCAUUUGAACAAUUCAAAUCACUACUUCGUUCGGACUUGCUUCUUGCUCAUUACGACCCUCAACUCGAAACGAUCGUCGCAGCGGAUGCAUCCAACAACGGUUUAGGAGCAUGCUUGAUGCAUCGGUAUCCAGACAGUUCUGUAAAGGUCGUGUGCCACGCCUCCCGAACGCUCACUCCAGCGGAACAGCGUUACGGCCAGGUGGAGAAAGAGGCACUGGCACUUAUAUUCGCUGUUACCAAAUUUCAUCGGUUCAUCUACGGAAGAAAAUUUUCUCUACAUACCGAUCACAAACCGUUGGUCGCAGUAUUUGGAUCGAAGAAGGGUAUUCCCAUUCACACAACUAACCGCCUACAACGAUGGGCCAUAGUGCUACUGUCUUACGAUUUCGAAAUAAAGCAUAUUUCUACCCAGGAGUUCGGUUACGCAGAUAUCCUAUCGAGACUGAUCGAUCCACGAGCAAAACCAGAUGAAGAUUUCGUCAUUGCUUCGGUUCAGAUGGAAGACGACAUAUCUGCCACUGUGGAUGCAGCAUUGAAUACUCUGCCAAUAACGUUCAAACAUCUUCAAGCUGCCACAAACAAAGAUAAGCAACUUCAGGAAGUUAUCCCGUACGUGCAAACUGGUUGGCCGAACACGAGCAAGCAAGUCAGCAGCGAAAUUCGUCCGUUCUACGCUCGCAAGGAAGCCCUUUCAGUUGUGCGAGGUUGUCUCACGCUCGCUGGUCGAAUUGUAGUACCGAAAAUGUAUCAGCUAUCAGUCCUCAAGUCUCUCCAUAAAGGACAUCCUGGUCAAGAAAGGAUGAAAGCAGUUAUGAGAAGUCACGUUUACUGGCCCGGCGUAGACCAGGACGUCGAAAAUUUCACCGCAUCGUGUAGAGCUUGCGCAUCUGUGGCCAAAGCACCACCAAAAACAUUAUUAUCGUCAUGGCCACAAGCAAGCUAUCCCUGGCAACGGCUACACGUGGAUUAUGCUGGUCCCUUCGAAGGUCACUAUUUCCUGAUUAUUGUAGACUCUUACAGCAAGUGGCCGGAGAUCAUACGUACGCAAACUAUCACUAGCAGGACCACAAUUGAAUUAAUGUUCGAAACGUUCGCCCGGUACGGGCUGCCUGAAACCAUUGUCACCGAUAAUGGUACGCAAUUUUCUAGCAACCAAUUUAAGGAAUUUUGUGAGUCCUUGGGCAUCGUCCACAUUCGUACUGCACCAUACCAUCCGCAGUCUAAUGGACAAGCGGAGCGUUUCGUGGAUACACUGAAACGAAGCCUCAGGAAGAUUUUACCAGAAACGCAAAAUUCAAUAUCCAAGUCACUGCAAAUCUUUUUGUCCACAUAUCGCUCAACUCCAAACAAGUCGGCACCUGAUGGACUUUCUCCGGCUGAAAUUUUGAUGGGGAGGAAACACCGCACAACGCUAGAUUUGCUUAAACCACCCGUCGACUUCAUGCCCACGAAAAAUCAAAAUAUGGAAAACCAGUUCAACAGACACCAUGGAGCAAAGAGGCGAAACUUCGAAAAAGGUGAUCGAGUUUUUGCAAGUACCUUUAAAUAUGGGAAACGUGUGUGGCUCGCCGGUACCAUCAUCGAACGAGUUGGCAGUGUAAAUUACAAUGUACUUCUAGAUGGAAGCAGGCUUAUGAGAUCACACACCAAUCAACUGCGUGCUCAGGGGGACACUAAAGUCGAGGCCUACCCGGAAGAAGCUGUUUCGGAUCACCAUCUCCCGUUGCACGUGCUGCUGCAGGACUUUCAGCUCAACGAAGGUUCACCAACACAUGCAGAUCAACUAGCUCCAUCUGCAUCACAUCAGCCCAGAGAAACUCGUGCUCCUGUUCUUCGUCGAUCUACCCGUAUCCGACGGAUGCCUACUAGGUACAACCCGUACUUCUACAGAUAA
Topomyia yanbarensis is the source of this 3891-nucleotide messenger RNA. RefSeq lists its product as uncharacterized. Bases 1 to 3891 code for a protein of 1296 amino acids. Gene Ontology annotation, molecular function: nucleic acid binding. The record is from RefSeq and is a predicted model, not a curated record. The transcript is spliced from 3 exons. NCBI's taxonomy places the organism in Eukaryota, Metazoa, Arthropoda, Insecta, Diptera, Culicidae. Gene Ontology annotation, biological process: DNA integration.